This is a messenger RNA of Rubroshorea leprosula, 5015 nucleotides long. The record is from the annotation of a GenBank genome assembly. Lineage: Eukaryota; Viridiplantae; Streptophyta; Magnoliopsida; Malvales; Dipterocarpaceae.
AGACGACGCCACUUUAGAAGGAGAAAUCAGACGCCACCGGACGACCAAAUGCACGAAGGAGAAUAAUCGGAAUGGGAAACAAAAUUGCGCGCACGACGCAGGUAUCGGCGUCGGAGUACUACCUCCACGAUCUGCCGUCUUCCUACAAUCUGGUGCUGAAGGAGGUGCUUGGACGGGGGCGAUUCUUCAAGUCGAUCCUGUGCAAGCACGAUGAAGGCCUGGUCCUUGUUAAGGUCUACUUCAAACGCGGCGAUUCCAUCGAUCUCCGCGAGUAUGAGCGCCGUCUCGCCCACAUCAAGGAAACCUUGCGCUCCCUAGAGAAUCCUCACGUCUGGCCCUUCCAGUUCUGGCAAGAAACAGAUAAAGCAGCUUAUUUAUUGAGGCAAUACUUCUUUAAUAAUCUGCAUGAUCGGUUGAGCACUCGGCCUUUCCUCAACCUAGUGGAGAAAAAAUGGCUGGCAUUUCAGUUACUUCUUGCAGUAAAGCAAUGCCACGACAAGGGGAUUUGUCAUGGUGAUAUUAAGUGUGAGAAUGUGCUGGUCACUUCAUGGAACUGGCUUUAUCUUGCUGAUUUUGCAUCAUUCAAACCCACCUAUAUUCCUUAUGAUGACCCUUCAGAUUUCUCCUUUUUCUUUGACACUGGAGGGAGGAGGCUUUGUUAUCUUGCCCCUGAGAGAUUUUAUGAGCAUGGAGGUGAAAUGCAAGUUGCACAGGAUGCACCUUUAAAGCCAUCUAUGGACAUCUUUGCUGUAGGGUGUGUAAUUGCAGAGCUAUUUCUUGAAGGUCAGCCGCUGUUUGAACUCUCUCAGCUUCUUGCAUAUCGUAGAGGGCAAUAUGAUCCUAGCCAACAUCUUGAAAAGAUCCCAGAUUCUGGAAUCCGGAAGAUGAUUCUUCAUAUGAUCCAGCUGGAGCCUGAGUCACGCCUUUCUGCUGAAAGCUAUCUGCAGAGCUAUGCAGCUACUGCAUUUCCUAGCUAUUUCUCUCCAUUCCUACACGAUUUCUAUUGUUACUGGAAUCCUCUUCAUUCAGAUAUGAGGAUUGCCAUGUGCCAGAGUGUCUUCCCUGAGGUACUCAAACAGAUGAUGAUGAAUAGCUCAAGUGAUGAAACAGCUAGUGGUCUGGCCAUCCCAAAUGCCACAACUGGUAAACAACCUCAAGAGAUUGUUUCAAAAGAAAACUUAAGCCUGACAAAGGACUUGUUGACAAAGAGAGAAAAUAUAGAGAAAGCUUCAGUUUGUGAUCGGUUCAAACUUCUUGGUGAUAUCAAUAACCUGCUUGGGGAUGUAAAAGAAAGCAACCACCAUCCUGGCGAGAAGUUAAUGGUGGAGGAUACAAUCAAUUCUUCAAUUUCCCAAGAUCUUAAACAGCAUGGCUCUCUGUCUCCUGCUGGUCUCCUCGAAAGUAUCUCUGAUUCAUUAAGGAAAAAUGAUCACCCCUUUCUGAAAAAGAUCACAAUGGAUGAUUUAAGCUCACUGAUGUCUGAGUAUGACAGUCAAUCAGACACCUUUGGCAUGCCAUUCUUGCCAUUACCUGAAGACCACAUGAAAUGUGAAGGAAUGGUUUUGAUUGCCUCUCUGCUUUGUUCCUGCAUACGUAAUGUCAAGCUGCCUCAUUUAAGGAGGGGAGCUGUACUUUUAUUGAAGACUUCUUCUUUAUACAUUGAUGAUGAAGAUCGCUUACAGCGAGUGCUUCCAUAUGUUAUAGCGAUGCUUUCUGAUCCAGCUGCAAUUGUACGCUGUGCUGCCCUAGAGACUUUGUGUGAUAUUCUGCCUUUAGUCCGAGAUUUUCCUCCAAGUGAUGCAAAAAUUUUUCCUGAGUAUAUUCUUCCAAUGCUUUCCAUGCUUCCUGAUGAUCCAGAGGAAAGUGUGAGAAUCUGUUAUGCCAGCAAUAUGGCUAAGCUAGCACUGACAGCUUAUGGAUUCUUGAUUCACUCAAUUAAGCUAACUGAGGCAGGUGUCCUUGAUGAAUUAGGCUCAUCACCAAAGUCAUUGGUGUCAUCUGGUGAGACGUCUGGACUCCUUCAAAGGUUAAAUGGUGAUGCACAACUUGCACAACUUAGGAAGUCCAUAGCUGAGGUGGUUCAGGAGCUUGUAAUGGGUCCAAAACAAACUCCAAAUAUUAGAAGAGCACUGCUACGGGACAUUGGAAACUUAUGUUGCUUCUUUGGCCAGAGACAGAGCAACGAUUUCCUUUUGCCCAUAUUACCUGCCUUUUUAAAUGAUCGAGAUGAGCAGCUGAGGGCAGUAUUCUAUGGGCAAAUAGUGUAUGUCUGCUUCUUUGUGGGCCAAAGGAGCGUGGAGGAAUAUCUCUUACCUUACAUUGAGCAGGCUUUAAGUGAUUCUAUGGAGGCUGUUAUUGUCAAUGCAUUGGAUUGUUUGGCUAUUCUGUGCAAAAGUGGUUUCUUGCGAAAGAGGAUACUGCUUGAAAUGAUUGCGCGUGCUUUUCCACUGUUAGCUUAUCCUAGCCAAUGGGUAAGAAGGUCAGUUGUCAUUUUCAUUGCAGCUAGCAGUGAGAGCCUAGGUGCAGUUGAUUCCUAUGUUUUCCUUGCCCCCAUUAUACGGCCUUUCCUACGUAGACAACCAGCAUCUCUAGCCUCAGAGAAGGCCCUUCUUUCAUGUUUAAAACCACCAGUUGCCAGAAAGGUAUUUUAUGAAAUUUUGGAAAAUGCCAGGAGUUCUGGUAUGCUAGAUAGACAGAGAAAGAUAUGGUACAAUUCAUCAGUGCAAGAUAAACAAUGUGGUAUUGCAGAUGCACUUAAGAGUGGUACUGGAGAUUUAGACCCUAUGAAAUACUGGCCUGACCAGCAAAUGAAUCCUGAGGGUCAAAGACCCACUGGUAAUGCAACACACCAGUCAUUUCUAUCUGAAGAUGAUAAUGACGAGGCUAAGUUGAGAGCUGUUGGAAGUCUUAUGCAGAAUGGUUCUCGCACAGUUGACAUGCGUGAUCCCCUAUACUCUGAAAAUUUACAGUUCUCAGGACUGAUGUCUCCACAGGUGAAUGGCAUGAAUAGUUUCAUAUGCGACAAAUCAUCAGAAGGCAUACCUUUGUACUCUUUUAGCAUGGAUAAGCGGGCAGUGGGAGUGCCUUCUGCGGCUUCUGAUACUCCUUUGCAAGUGAACUCACUGGGAAUUGGUUCAUCUUCAAUGCCUUGGAUGGAUCCAUUAAAUAAAUCUUUUAACUUGGCUAGUUCAGUUCCAUCACCUAAGCUUGUUUCAGGCUCAUUCAGUAUCACUGGUGGUUCUAAACAGUUCUAUAGAGUGGUGCAUGAACCAGAAAGUCGGGAAAAUGAUCAGACAGCCUAUGUUAGUAGUAAAUUUCAAGAUAUGGGAUUAAGUGGCACAAUGAAAGGAAGUUCUAUUUCUUUGGAAGAUGCUUCUGCUUCAGCUGAUCUUACAGGAUUGCCACCUUUUUCACGAGUGUCAUCAAUGCCUGAUUCAGGUUGGAGGCCUCGUGGAGUGUUGGUUGCACACUUGCAAGAGCACCGCUCUGCUGUAAAUGAUAUUGCAAUUUCAAAUGAUCAUAGCUUUUUUGUGAGUGCAUCUGAUGAUUCCACUGUUAAGGUGUGGGAUGCAAGAAAGUUAGAAAAGGAUAUAUCAUUUAGGUCAAGGCUGACUUACCACGUGGAGGGAAGCCGAGCACUCUGCACUUUGAUGCUCCGUAAUUCUGGUCAAGUUGUUGUUGGAGCAUGUGAUGGAACAAUACAUAUGUUCUCUGUAGAUCAUAUUUCUAAAGGUCUGGGAAAUGUUGUUGAAAAGUAUUCUGGUAUUGCUGAUAUAAAAAAGAAGGAUAUUAAGGAAGGUGCUGUACUUAACCUUCUGAAUUACACUUCUGAUAAUUCUGCUAGUCAGAUGUUUAUUUACAGCACUCAGAAUUGUGGCAUUCAUCUCUGGGAUAUGCGAUCAAAUUCAAGUGCAUGGACACUGAAAGCAAUCCCUGAGGAAGGCUAUGUCUCUUCGUUGGUAACAGGCCCUUGUGGGAAUUGGCUUGUCUCAGGGUCUUCUAGGGGUGUGCUUACUCUUUGGGAUCUGAGAUUCCUUGUACCAGUGAACUCAUGGCAGUAUUCUGUUGCAUGCCCUAUAGAGAAGAUGUGUCUAUUUCUUCCUCCUUCAAAUGUUGCUGUUUCUAGCACCGCAAGGCCUCUUAUUUAUGUUGCUGCUGGCUGCAAUGAAGUUUCACUCUGGAAUGCAGAGAAUGGAAGCUGCCACCAGGUAUUGAGGAUAGCAAAUUAUGAUGAUGGUGAAAUGUCUGAUUUGCCAUGGGCCUUGGCGAGGCCAUCCAAUAGGACGAACUCUAAGUCAGAUUUUAGGCAGAAUGCCAUCCCCAAGUACAAAGUUGACGAGCUGAACGAACCCCCUUCCCGUCUUCCAGGUAUUCGUUCAUUACUUCCUUUACCUGGUGGCGAUUUGUUAACAGGGGGCACUGACCUAAGGAUUCGCCGAUGGGACCAUUGCAGUCCUCAUCGAAGUUACUGUAUCUGUGGCCCAAAUGUGAAGGGAGUAGGAAAUGAUGAUUUCUAUGAAACAAGAUCUAACUUAGGUGUGCCAGUUUUGCAGGAGACAAAGAGACGACCAUUGACAACCAAGUUGACAGCAAAAGCAGUUCUUGCUGCUGCUGCUACUGAUUCUGCUGGCUGUCAUCAUGAUUCUAUCCUUUCUUUGGCUUCUGUCAAGUUGAACCAGAGACUGUUGAUUUCAAGCAGUAGAGAUGGAGCUAUUAAGGUUUGGAAGUAAAUGACUUAAAGCAUAUGAGUGCUUUCUUGUACAUAUUUAGUGCAAUUGUAGAUGAAAUUGUACAUAUUACGUUCAGACUUAAGCUACUUAGAUUCUAUAUUGCAACAGCUAGCACAUAAUUUUUCUCUGAAUUAUACCCCUACUCCUUCUAUACAGUACCUGAGCGCGCAUAGGCUUUUUUUAUGAUAGGGAUUUGGGAAUAGAACCAGAUAGAUAGGAGGAAUUUCUAUUAUUAAACAAGAUGUCUUACCUAUCAAUGCGAAUGACUUGAUAUUUCUAUUAGAA